This is a messenger RNA of Trypanosoma rangeli, 351 nucleotides long. RefSeq names its product histone H4. NCBI's taxonomy places the organism in Eukaryota, Euglenozoa, Kinetoplastea, Trypanosomatida, Trypanosomatidae. The record is from RefSeq and is a predicted model, not a curated record. Bases 1 to 351 code for a protein of 116 amino acids. Gene Ontology annotation, biological process: nucleosome assembly. The transcript has a single exon. Gene Ontology annotation, molecular function: structural constituent of chromatin; protein heterodimerization activity; DNA binding.
AUGCCUCUCUCUUCCCUCACUUCAGAGUCCAGCAGUCCAGCAGUCGUGAUGGCCAAGGGUAAGAAGAGCGGUGAGGCGAAGGGAACGCAGAAGCGCCAGAAGAAGAUUCUGCGCGAGAACGUCCGUGGCAUCACGCGCGGGUCCAUUCGCCGCCUGGCGCGCCGUGGUGGUGUGAAGCGCAUCUCUGGUGUCAUGUAUGACGAGGUGCGUGGCGUGAUCAAGUCGUUCGUGGAGGGCGUCGUGCGCGACGCCACGGCGUACACGGAGUACGCCCGCAAGAAGACCGUCACGGCCGUCGACGUGGUGAACGCGCUGCGCAAGCGCGGCAAGAUCCUCUACGGCUACGAGUAA